AUGGAAAUUGCCGCCUAUCGGAAACUUCUGGAGGCUGAGGAGACGAGGUUGAACAUGUCCACAAGUCGAACAAUAUCAACGUCGACGGGAAAGGAGACGCCAGUCAGACGCACACCCUUAAGGUCCCUCAAAUGCAAGAGCACCGUCCUGGAAGAAGACACCAUCAGAAAAUCGGCCUUCCAGUCUACGGCUCAGUCCACUGGGGACAUAGAGAUUGUCGAAGGUUGUCCAGAUGGCAAGUUUGUCAAGCUUCAAAAUAAGAGCAAUAAGGACUUCUCCAUCAGGGGUUUCCAGAUCAUACGCACGGCAGGAGAAGCCGAGACCACCUACAAGUUCCACUCCAAGUCGAAGGUCCCUGGCGGCGCCACCGUCACCAUCUGGUCCUGCGAUACAGAAGCCAACCACGAGCCGCCUCUCACCAUAGUCAUGAAGAACCAGAAGUGGGCAGUCGCUGAUAACAUGACCACAAGGCUCCUGAGUACUAGUGAGGAAAUGGCCGUCCGGGAGAGUAAGCGGGAGACAGAGUCGUCGUCAACAACAAGGGAGAGAGAGUUCCAACCAGAGUCCAAGGAAGAGGAGGUGGUAUCGCGACUAUACACUGGUUGCAUCCUUGCUUAA
Homarus americanus (American lobster) is the source of this 618-nucleotide messenger RNA. RefSeq names its product lamin Dm0-like. NCBI's taxonomy places the organism in Eukaryota, Metazoa, Arthropoda, Malacostraca, Decapoda, Nephropidae. The record is from RefSeq and is a predicted model, not a curated record. The transcript has a single exon. The coding region runs from base 1 to 618 and encodes 205 amino acids.